CCUCCGCCCUCCCCCCCCUCCGGGCCCUGCUCCCUGCCCUCCUGGGCGGCCAGGGCAGCAAGGACGGCACCCAGGGAGUUGCCCCAUGGACAGGGCCCCACAGAGACACCACCGAGCCUCGCAGGAGCUGCUGGCUGCAAAGAAGACCCACACCUCACAAAUCGAAGUGAUCCCUUGCAAAAUCUGCGGGGACAAGUCAUCCGGGAUCCACUACGGGGUCAUCACCUGCGAGGGGUGCAAGGGUUUCUUCCGCCGGAGCCAGCACUGUAGCGUGGCCUACUCCUGCACCCGUCAGCAGAACUGCCCCAUCGACCGCACUAGCCGGAACCGAUGCCAGCACUGCCGCCUGCAGAAAUGUCUGGCGCUUGGCAUGUCCCGAGACGCUGUCAAGUUUGGCCGCAUGUCCAAGAAGCAAAGAGACAGCCUGCACGCUGAGGUGCAGAAACAGCUACAGCAGCAGCAGCAGCGGGAGCAAGUGGCCAGGACCCCUCCCACAGGGGGCCAAGGGACAGACCCCCUCUCCUGCACCCUGGGGCUUCCAGAUGGGCAGCUGCCCCUGGGCUCCUCGCCGGACCUGCCCGAGGCCUCUGCCUGUCCCCCUGGCCUCCUGAGAGCCUCGGGCUCCGGGCCCUCCUCCUCCCACAGCUUGGCCAAAGGCGGGCUCCACAGGGCCUCCUACCAUCAUGAAUACAGCCCUGAGCGGGGCAAGGCUGAGGGCAGAGAGAGCUUCUACAGCACGGGCAGCCAGCUGACCCCUGACACGUGCGGACUUCAUUUUGAGGACCCCAGGCAACCUGGGCUGGGGGAACCAGGGCAGGGCCCGGACGGCUACUGCAGCCCCAGUUUCCGCAGCACCCCAGAGGCGCCCUAUGCCUCCCUGACGGAGAUUGAGCACUUGCUGCAGAACGUGUGUAAGUCCUACCGAGAGACGUGUCAGCUGCGGCUGGAGGACCUGCUGCGGCUUCGCUCCAACCUCUUCUCCCGGGAGGAAGUGGCCAGCUACCAGAGGAAGUCGAUGUGGGAGAUGUGGGAACGCUGUGCCCACCGCCUCACCGAGGCCAUCCAGUACGUGGUGGAGUUCGCCAAGAGGCUCUCGGGCUUUAUGGAGCUCUGCCAGAAUGACCAGAUCGUGCUCCUCAAAGCAGGAGCCAUGGAAGUGGUGCUGGUGAGGAUGUGCCGGGCCUAUAAUGCCGACAACCACACGGUCUUUUUUGAGGGCAAAUAUGGUGGCGUGGAGCUGUUCCGAGCCUUGGGCUGCAGCGAGCUCAUCAGCUCCAUCUUUGACUUCUCCCGCUCGCUGAGUGCCUUGCGCUUUUCCGAGGAUGAGAUUGCCCUCUACACAGCCCUUGUCCUUAUCAAUGCCAGUCGGCCAGGGCUCCAGGAGAAAAGGAAAGUAGAACAGCUGCAGUACAACCUGGAGCUGGCCUUUCAUCACCAUCUCUGCAAGACUCAUCGCCAAGGCAUCCUAGCAAAGCUGCCACCCAAGGGGAAGCUUCGGAGCCUGUGCAGCCAGCACGUGGAAAAGCUGCAAACCUUCCAGCAUCUCCACCCCAUCGUGGUCCAAGCUGCUUUCCCCCCACUCUACAAGGAGCUCUUCAGCACUGAAAUCGAGUCACCUGACGGACUGUCCGAGUGACCUGGAAGAGGGACUUCUUCCCCGUCUCCUCCCCAGCCUGCUGGCCCACCUCCCCGGGCCCCCCUCCCACCCUCAGCUUUGUCCUUUCUCGUGCCCCCUGGAGGGUGGUCCCUGCCUAUCCUUUGGGAGUGGCCAAGUGUGGAGACUGGUUUUCUGCCCACUGGGCCUGCCUGGCAGUGGGCCAAGGGCCAGAGGGUAGGGAUGGAGGAAGACCGUCUCCAGCCUGAGCUUUGUUCUGUCCCAGUUCCUACGCCCCUUCCCCCAGCUCCUGGGAGGCCUGAGGGGGUGGGGGGGUGGGGGGGUAAGGACCUCUAAGAGGACCAAGGUGUCCUCAGGACCACAGGGGGCCCAGGACACCCUGGACAAAUGGAAUUCAACUCUGGGCUCUGAAGCGAAGACUAGGCCUUUGAAAUACCUCAUUGCUUUUCUCCCAUGGGGGCUUCAGCUGGGGGAGGAGCCUCAAGCUCAGAGAUAGGCCGCUGGAGCCCAAAAGGACCUGUAUAGAACACGAACGGAUCUUUAGAUUUUUCUGCCUCUCUCCUUCCUCCCAGCUCAGCAAGGAAAUGGUUGGGCACCUUGCCAUUUUCCUAGGGUCUAAAAAACAAAAACUGCAUACAUGGAUAGUAAGGGGCCGGGGACAACAUUCGUAUGGGGUUUGGGUAUAGGAUAGGGUACAAUGAAAGCAGGAGAGAGAGAGAGAGAGAGAGAGAGAGAGAGAGAGAGAGAGAGAGAGAGAGA
Hipposideros armiger (great roundleaf bat) is the source of this 2374-nucleotide messenger RNA. RefSeq names its product RAR related orphan receptor C (gene RORC). The coding region runs from base 86 to 1636 and encodes 516 amino acids. Gene Ontology annotation, molecular function: RNA polymerase II cis-regulatory region sequence-specific DNA binding; oxysterol binding; nuclear receptor activity. Gene Ontology annotation, biological process: regulation of transcription by RNA polymerase II. The transcript has 11 exons. The record is from RefSeq and is a predicted model, not a curated record. Lineage: Eukaryota; Metazoa; Chordata; Mammalia; Chiroptera; Hipposideridae. Gene Ontology annotation, cellular component: nucleus.